GCCUGCUCUGUGAGAGACUCAACGGGGUCAGGAACGGGUCGUCAUCCCCAGGGACACGCACGAGCACGUCCCCCCGGAGAGCUCAGGACGUGAAGUCCGGUCCGGCGCACCACAGCCAGCACACAGCUAACACCGGUGGACUGAGACCGAGGAACCGUUUCUUCAGCUCCGGGGGAAAGGACCAUAGACGCUGAACGACUCUCACGCACACGCGCGUCAGCGUUCAGGAAGCAGCGGGGCAGGCAGACAGGGGUCAGGUGUCCAGGUCGUAAGAAGCCAUGGGUGACUGGAGCCUUUUGGGGAACUUCCUAGAGGAGGUGCAGGAACAUUCCACCUCGGUGGGGAAGGUGUGGCUGACCGUGCUCUUCAUCUUCCGCAUCCUGGUGCUGGGUACGGCAGCUGAAUCGUCGUGGGGCGACGAGCAGUCCGACUUCAUGUGUGACACGCAGCAGCCUGGCUGCACCAACGUAUGCUACGACCGCGCCUUUCCCAUCGCCCACAUCCGCUACUGGGUGCUGCAGAUUGUGUUCGUGUCCACGCCCUCACUCAUCUACAUGGGCCACGCCAUGCACACGGUCCGAGCCGAGGAGAAAAGGCGGCAAAGGGAGCAGGAGGAGUGUGAGGCCGGGCAGGGAAGAGGAGGUGACGGAGGAGGAGGUGAGAAGGCGUACCUCGAGCAGAAGGAGAAGGCGUCCGAGACACCAGCCAAGAUCCGCCUGAAGGGGGCGCUCCUGCAGACAUACGUGCUGAGCAUCUUGAUCCGCCUGGUUAUGGAGGUGACCUUCAUCGUGAUUCAGUAUAUGAUGUAUGGCAUCUUCCUGAACGCCAUGUACCACUGCAACACCUUGCCCUGCCCCAACCCUGUCAACUGCUACAUGUCACGGCCAACAGAAAAGAACGUAUUCAUCGCCUUCAUGCUGGUGGUGGCUGCUGUCUCGCUGUUCCUCAGCGUGGUGGAACUCUACCACCUUGGCUGGAAGAAGUGUAAAGGACACGUUACAAGGUGCAGGGAGAGUCGCAUCACUAACGGCAAUAUCGACGCCAGUGACAAAAGUGGGAAGGCUGUCUCCACAGCGACUGCAGUCAUGGCAACCAUCAGCAUGGAGCUUCCAGACACGCCACAGUCACAACCUUCCCAAAUACACACACCACCGCCGGAUUUCGAUCAGUGCCUGGCUUCAGCAGGUCCGACGUCGCCUGCGCUCCUUCAUCACCAUCAUCUCCAUCCACUCCACUCAAACUACGAGCCUUUUUCCAACCACUUGGCCCACCAGCAAAAUUCGGUCAACAUGGCCACCGAACGCCACCGCUACAGUCGAGAUGAGGUGGGCGCAGGUGAGGACUUCCUACGGAUGAGCUACGGGCACCCGUCAGUAACGGCAGCGCCCUGCAGACAUGGCCCAUCAGAAUUGUCGCCCAGUGUUCCCUCCACGCCCAGGUCUGAUGGCAGCUUCGUCAGAGACAAGCUCCGCCUCAGCAAGACCAGCGGUUCCAGCAGUAACAGAGUCCGGCCGGAUGACCUAUCUGUGUGAGACAGGCUGGACCACAAGCCCAGUGGAGAGAAGUGCCAUGCAAAAUCCUAGAGGUGCAAGAGAAAGACAGAGAGUCUUCAGUAAGUUAUUGGUACUAGCAGCAGACUACAAUUUUAGAUGACCAACUUCUCUCUAGUUGCAUAAAGAUCAUCUUAAAGCUGCUGUAAGCAAUGUUGAGAGUUUUUGCAGCAGACUUUGCCACCACAGAAAUUUCACUUUAAUCCCAUGACUUCUAUGCAAAUGACACACCAAAGCCCCUCCCUUUAAAGACAUGCACACUUAACACUUAGCCCUCCCUUCUAUGUGCUAUGCCCCCAGAUAAGUGGCAGGCGGGUAGGACAGCCUUCUUGUAGAAAUAUUUUCUGAUUGGUUAAUACAACCAGAAUGCACUGAAUUUUUAGCUGUUGAUUACAGAUCUUGGGACAUUUUUAGAGCAUCAUUUUAAUGAUAGUUAAAGGAUUUUAAGACAGUUUUGCCGGUGUUCUUUUAAAAAUGGCUUACAUUUGCUUUAAGUGGCAAUGGACAUAAUGGAGAGAAGAAUGACAGAGAAUGAGGUAGAAGGAAAAGGGUAAGAAUCUGUAUCAGAGCACCUAAUCUGGUUUCAUUGAAACUAUAGUAUAGUGUAGUACAUGGAUGAAAUAACAGUGAGACUAAGAAUAACUAUAGAUGGGAUUUCACACUGUACAAAUAAACUUAAGUCUUGGAAAAAGACACUGAUGCACAAUGCAACUUUAUCCUCAAAGAAAGGUCAAUAGUGAGAACAACUUUAUCAUUAACCUCCUGUUCACUAUCCACGGGUCAGAUUUGUACAAUCAGUCUCUUCUUAUCUUCAGAAACCACACAGCAAACACACCAGUCAUCCCAAAACCAGGCUAGUGUACAAAAAGCCAGACUACCUGUAAAAAUUUCAGCCAAAGAGCUCCAUCUCAAUAUGUUAGUGUGACACUUUAAUGGAGCCAAAACUGUGAAAAAAGACCUCAGACCCUUGUGUGUGAGUGACAAGUAAUUAUUUAGAUUCUGGACCAUGGAUUGCAAUGCUACUGUGAAUUCCAAAGAGAAUUUCACUUCCACUGACCACAUCUUAUGGAGAUCAUGUUUGCGCAGUGUGGAUGGACAGUACGUUUCCUGCGGAAAACAAAUAAUCUCAGUAAUGUCAUUGGGGCAGUUCAUUUGGCAUGGUGUGAUGAACUUGGCAAGUUGGCAGACAUUUCUAGAAAUAAAAGGUCAAAAGGAAAGCCAAACAAGCAGGAUAGCCACCACCUCUCACUUCUGCAGCUCCAGUACGAUACACCUACAGUCAAACCCUCCAAUCAUAAUCAAACGGAUGUCAGCUUAUUGCUUUUGAAAUUGCUUUUGAAAAGCAUCAGACCUCCGUCAGUUUCACGAUCACAGGUUUUGCAUGGCCUGUGAAAUCCUGAAGAACAGAGCCGACUUGCUGUGAGACUCUCAUGAGAGCCUGGAGCAAAACAGAUGGCUGAUGCAUGCGAUGAUGACUCUUAACAAGAAAGCAUGAUAGCAUUUUGAUUAACGUCACAAACAUUUACACUGCAGCCACAUUAAAUGCCGUUAGACUACAAUCGCUGCUACGUGGUAUUUUUUUUUUGCUAGAUUAAACUGUUUAUGGAAACCAGGGUUUUGAUUUUUUUAGGCAUUUAAUUUUAGCAGCCUGUGGGUGACUAAACAUGUGAAGCAAUGUGUGAUAUAGUCUUUAUGUAAGCCUAGCCAUGUAAAAUGUCACAAUGAUCACACUUAUGCAGGAAAAUCAAGGGUAUGAAACAUAAUUUUUGUUUGUUUCAAAUUUGGUGUAAAUUAAUUUUCAACAAUGUGUGAGAGGGAGAUUACUGGCAAUGUAACAUAUCAUCCUAUGUGUAUGUAGGACUAUGUGUUAAUUAUUUUUGCUUUUCAGUCAAUGCAAUAUUGUCAAUACAGCAUUUUGAUUUAUUAAGACAUUCAGCCAAUAUUUACACAU
Molecule: messenger RNA, 3501 nt
Organism: Electrophorus electricus (electric eel)
Lineage: Eukaryota; Metazoa; Chordata; Actinopteri; Gymnotiformes; Gymnotidae
Gene: gja5a
Product: gap junction protein, alpha 5a
Biological process (GO): heart development; atrial cardiac muscle cell to AV node cell communication by electrical coupling; cell-cell signaling
Cellular component (GO): connexin complex
Molecular function (GO): gap junction channel activity involved in atrial cardiac muscle cell-AV node cell electrical coupling
Source: RefSeq, a predicted model, not a curated record